AUGUCGUCAUCGUGUGUUUCAGACCCAGUAUCUGCAGAAAGAGCAGUGACUCUUUCAUCAGCAACUGCUGCACGGUCUGAUAAAGAUCAGAGCUACGUGGGAAUAUACCUAUUCAGCAAUCCAAGUCUGUUGCUGAUCAACCCGGACUGCAUUCGGACAGUACUGGUCAAGGAAUUUGAAGCAUUCUCUCAAAGAAAUAUCAACUUCGAUGAGACAGAUCCACUGAACCAUAAUUUAGUUAGCGCGAACGGUCCUAAAUGGAACAAACUGCGUACUAAGUUGACACCGUCAUUUACGACGGGAAAGCUCAAAAUGAUGAGUCAGGAGCCAGCGAAGAAGGGCCAGAUCCUGGAGGUGCGGGAGAUAGCCGCCAGGUUCAUCACCAACAUCGCUUCCGUCUUUUUCGGAGUCGACUGUAACGCUCAACGGAACCCGGACACAGAGUUCCGCCAAUGGGGGCGUCAGAUGUUCGAGAGAAGUCAAAUCAAGGAUUUCCGAUCUCAUGUACAGAUUUUUCCAGCGGCAGCCAAGACCCUCAGGAUUCGGAGCGGCAUUGUACACGUGACGAGAUACUUUCGGAAUAUGGUGAAGGAGACUAUAGAGUUCCGGGAACAACACGGUGUAGUUCGCAACGACUUACUGCAUCUAAUGAUGCAGCUCAAGAACAAGCGCUUCAUUGACGAACAAAGUAAAACUGGCUCCCAGGAAAUUGAUAACUGGAAGACGUUGAGGAAACACCCACCGGCUGGCCUUCUUGACCGGAGGUGUGUACGGGACGUUAAUCUUCCCGAUGGUGGACCUCUUAUUGAGAAAGGAACGCCUGUGUUCAUACCGAUAUACGCCCUCCACCACGACCCAGAGUACUACCCAGAACCACACCGCUUCGACCCCGAGAGGUUCUCAGAAGAGCAGAAAGCGGCGAGACACCCAUAUGUAUACAUACCAUUUGGUGAUGGUCCCAGGAUCUGUAUAGGAAUGAGACUGGGUCUUUUACAGUCAAAGAUUGGCCUGGCAUAUAUGAUGUCCAAAUAUGAAGUACACCGAUGUGAAGAGACUUCGGUACCUCUUCAGUACAACCCCUGGGCCUUGGUUCUGGAGUCUGUUACUGGUAUAAAGUUGAAGCUGACGCAGAGGAAUUAA
This is a messenger RNA of Schistocerca gregaria, 1140 nucleotides long. Its product is annotated as cytochrome P450 6k1-like. Gene Ontology annotation, molecular function: heme binding; iron ion binding; monooxygenase activity. The record is from RefSeq and is a predicted model, not a curated record. The coding region runs from base 1 to 1140 and encodes 379 amino acids. The transcript is spliced from 6 exons. Lineage: Eukaryota; Metazoa; Arthropoda; Insecta; Orthoptera; Acrididae.